Messenger RNA from Cucumis sativus (cucumber), 1278 nucleotides. RefSeq names its product cysteine proteinase inhibitor 12. The record is from RefSeq and is a predicted model, not a curated record. Gene Ontology annotation, molecular function: cysteine-type endopeptidase inhibitor activity. NCBI's taxonomy places the organism in Eukaryota, Viridiplantae, Streptophyta, Magnoliopsida, Cucurbitales, Cucurbitaceae. The transcript has 4 exons. The coding region runs from base 225 to 974 and encodes 249 amino acids.
GAAGAUUCAAAAGAAAUUUGAUUCUUUGCCCAAUAAAUAAAAUGCUUAAACCAAACGCAUCGCUUCGUGGCGCAGUUUCUUAGUUGGCACGAAUACCCAUUUUACGAUCGUGGCGCCAAGGGAGAUAGAGAUAGAGAGAGAGAUUCUCAUUCAUAUCUCACCGCGUAGAAGUUUUUGACAAAACCGAAAGACAUGAAAGGAACUGCGAACAUCUCUCCUCUCUGAUGAACAAGGAUACUUCCAUUUCGUUUUCUCCAUUAUCAUCUGCUUUGUUGUUGUUGCUGCUGCUGUUUUUCUCUGGGAUCAUUGUUCUUGCAGGUAACGCAUCAGCUCACUUUUGCGCUGACCAGGACGAUCCUCUCCUUAUGGCGUCCACACUUGGAGACGUUCGCGAUUCUCAGGGAGCUUCCAACUCCGCCGAUGUUGAUGAACUCGCUCGUUUUGCCGUCGAGGAACACAACAAGAAAGAGAAUUCUCUUCUUGAGUUUGUGAGAGUUGUGAAGGCAAAAGAGCAGGUAGUUGCUGGUACAUUACACCAUCUUACUGUUGAGGUUGUUGAGGCUGGUAAAAAGAAGCUGUAUGAAGCUAAGGUUUGGGUGAAGUCAUGGAUGAAUUUUAAAGAAUUGCAAGAGUUUAAGCAUGCAGGCGAUGUCCCCUCAAUUACUCCUUCUGAUCUUGGUGCAAAAAAAGGUGAUCAUCCCCAGGGAUGGCGAGAAGUGGCACCACAUGAUCCUCAUGUUCAGGAUGCAGCACAGCAUGCUCUUCGAACCAUCCAGCAGAGAUCUAAUUCUCUAGUCCCAUAUGAACUGCUGGAGAUCAUUCAUGCCAAGGCAGAGGUGAUCGAAGAUGCUGCAAAGUUUGAUUUGCUCCUAAAGCUGAAGAGAGGGAGUAAAGAAGAGAAGUUCAAAGUGGAGGUCCACAAGAACAAUGAAGGUAACUUCCUUCUAAAUCAGAUGGUGCAAGAUCAUUCCUAAGGGAGUUUGGAUGGUUCAAUAUAAUUAAAUAAAAUACAAGUUUAUGUACAAUAUAACCUUUAAAGCUGUAUACUUCUUAACUUCUUUUGAAGUUCGAGUCGUCAGGCUGAUACAUAAAAAAAACCAUGGUCAAUGAUGUAGCCACUUACUACUUAGGUUUUGGAUCUGUGGUUUCCUUUUCAUCUGCUUUCUUUAAUCCUUGCUUGAAUUGUAUGAACAACAAAACUAAACAAAACAUAGGGAUUGUGGGUAUAUUUUCAAUUCUGGGUUUACACUAUGAAGUGAACCUGUUCCUUUUCGUUUU